AUGUCUGAUAUAUUAGAAAAGUCUCUCGACGAAAUCAUAGGUGAAAACAAGUCGUCAAGAAGACCCCAUCGCCGGUCUGGCGGUCCUUCCAGAAGAGGAAACCAGAGCAGAAUACAGAAGACUCCAUACACCAGAGAAAGACCCACCAACAGCCAUUCAAAUUAUCGUCCUUCGUCUUCGUCUUCAUUGCCUGGCUAUAUUAGAGAAAUGUCGCAUUCUCGCCCAGUCUUAAGAGUCAAAAAUAUCCAUCCAGACUUGAAUGGUGAAGACUUGUCGAAUUUAUUUGGAAACAUAUCAGCUGUUGAGUUUGUCAAGUUCGACAACAGAGACGACAGUGUCGCCUACGUCUGUUUUGAAACUGAUAAUACCCGAAGCAACGCAGCAGCCAUCGAAAAAUACAACGGCAAAAAGGCUAUGGGCAAUGUGUUGGUUGUAGAAAGUGCCACGUCCUUGGCUGAUAGAAUCUCAGGCCUUCCUACAAAUACAAGGAUUAUCCGUGGCAAGAAUGGUCCAGCUCCAGGAGGAAGGGAAAGAAAGAUCGGCCAAACACCCGGAGGAAGGGAAAGGAAAAAGAAAGAGCCAAGACCUAAACAUGUUAAGAAGUCUGCCGAAGAUCUUGAUAAUGAAUUGACUGCCUAUAUGAACAACGGUGGUGACUCUGGUGCCACGGAAUCUGCCGAAACUGAUUCUCAAAAUAUCGACCAAUCCAUGAAGGACUAG
Molecule: messenger RNA, 720 nt
Organism: Scheffersomyces stipitis CBS 6054
Lineage: Eukaryota; Fungi; Ascomycota; Pichiomycetes; Serinales; Debaryomycetaceae
Exons: 1
Coding region: 1-720 (239 amino acids)
Biological process (GO): mRNA export from nucleus
Cellular component (GO): nucleus
Molecular function (GO): mRNA binding
Source: RefSeq, a predicted model, not a curated record